AUGUUUAACAAAUAUGAUAUAAAUGAAAUUCACACAUAUCUAGAGAAUCCAUUUCCGCGUAUUCCAAUGAAUAUUGUAACGACAAAUCCUACCAAAAUGAACAUCAUUAUACCAAUCAUAUCCGAGCCUGUGCGCAAUAUCAUGGAUUUUACGCUGCUAGUGGCAGGUACUAGCUUAAAUGCUUUACUAGGUUUCAUUAUUGCAUCAAAUUCUUCCAUGUACACCUCUGCGAACUGCUAUAUAAUAAGCUUGGCGUUAUCAAAUUUGACAAUCCUACUCGAACCGCUUCAGCAAAUGUUUCGCUGGAUUUUCGAUAUAGAUUUGAUGAUGAAUCUCGACUACAUAUUUUUGGUGAGCUUCGGCGCAUCCAUCCUAACAAUUAUAAUAUUAAAUAUCGAAGUUUACGUUGUCAUUUGUCAAAAAAAUUGGCACUUUCGCAAAUCACUCGUAAAAAUUUCAACAGCUGUAAAAGGCAUAUUAUUCAUAUGGAUAAUGUGCGUUAUGGUGACAGCUAUGGAACUAAACCUCUACGAUCAUUAUGAGAAAGAAGUUGUAUACGACAUUUAUGUGUCAUCCACCGUUAUGUUUUUAAUAUUCCCUUGUUUUAUUUUUAUUAUACUUGACUUCUUCAUUUUGUACGACUUAAUAAUAUCAAAAUUAAUAAUCGGAACAUGGCCAAGCAAAGAUAUCGAAUGUUUCGUUCUUUUAGUUGGUAUUACUAUUGGAUUUUUUCUAACUAUGAUACCAUAUCGGGUGGUGAGAGCUAUUGCUCUUUUAACAUCGGCAACGUCUUGCUGUAGCGAUACGACGAUAGAGAUAGUUUAUACGAUGGUUAAAAUAUAUCCGAUGAUCCUGCCAAUAAUAUGUUUCAUAGCAUGUAAAGAAUAUCGUCAAGCACUUGGAGUAAUGCAACAUAUUACUAAAGAGCAUUGA
Molecule: messenger RNA, 933 nt
Organism: Cataglyphis hispanica
Lineage: Eukaryota; Metazoa; Arthropoda; Insecta; Hymenoptera; Formicidae
Product: pyrokinin-1 receptor-like
Exons: 2
Coding region: 1-933 (310 amino acids)
Biological process (GO): G protein-coupled receptor signaling pathway
Cellular component (GO): plasma membrane
Molecular function (GO): G protein-coupled receptor activity
Source: RefSeq, a predicted model, not a curated record